Molecule: messenger RNA, 4134 nt
Organism: Fonsecaea pedrosoi CBS 271.37
Lineage: Eukaryota; Fungi; Ascomycota; Eurotiomycetes; Chaetothyriales; Herpotrichiellaceae
Exons: 1
Coding region: 1-4134 (1377 amino acids)
Biological process (GO): telomere maintenance
Cellular component (GO): chromosome, telomeric region
Molecular function (GO): DNA binding
Source: RefSeq, a predicted model, not a curated record
AUGACCACAGUGCCAGAGCCACAGCCCACUGCGCGUACAGCCAGAGCCAAACUCGAUGCAGCGGCUCAACUUCCCAUUGCCGACCUCUCUCCUUCGCGAAGAGAUCCUGAUGCUCACAUUCUCGCACAGGUCGCUCUUGUAUGGCCCUACUCUAGCUCAACAGGAACACUCGCCCUGCUGUUAGCCGACCCUGACAUUCGCCGGCGGAAAUCUAAAGGCCAGGCUAAGGUCGUAUUCCACAAUGGAUGUGCAAGGGAGGUUGCAAAGACAAAAGUGGGAAUUGGGGACACCGUCAAGCUUGCAUUGGCCGGUUGUGAGUGGAAAGAGACUGGUGAUGUUGUUUCGACACCGGGCAAGAAAAUAGACUGGGAUCUGGAAUAUAACACAUGCGUCCUCCUGGAGGUGCUUCGGGGUGACCGAGACGUUACUACAGUGGAUUUUACUGGAACAGAGGCAGAUGUUCCAACUACGAAUGGGGCUUCUAUCAAUAUUGAGAGGGAAGAUCACAUCCGACCUAAGUUGAACGCUAUACUUUCAGACUCCAGUACAAUCCGCAUUCCAUACUUGACACCCAGAAAAUCGAACGGCAUCAAUCCUACGGGAACCUUCAUCGAUGCUGCCUUGGAAUCCUCAGUCGAGGACGACGGCUAUGUGCUGGGCCGCGGUAGAAAGCGUACAAAAUUCGCAAGAAACAGUGGAGCAUGGAGUUUUGUUGAUUUGGAGGCGGAAACACCGCUAGAAGAGAACAAGAACGGCGGCUUAGACGAUGGGGAUGCUGCAGAGGUCCAGCACUCCCAGAAUGACGAGGUUGCACCAGCCGCAGAACCAGCUGCCGUUGGUGAGGUGAAUCACAUCGAAGCACAGACCGCUGUCGAUGUCUCGAAAGAGGUCGUCCCCCAACCCACCACGGUUCAAGUAACCGAAGAGAACAUGAGCGGUACCUCAAGCCCAGUUCGCUCUUCCGAAUCGAUAUCUGUUUCUGGUGCGUCUCCUCCGCAGGUGAUGGGUCCACCCCAAACACCACGCCGGGUGCCUCCACUCGUUCAGCCAGCGAUGAAUAGCAUAGAUGCUUUCGACAACAACGACGGCUCCGAGGCCGCGACAACACCACGGCUGUUGCCUAUACCGUCUCCUGGUCUGCCCCUUGUUUCUCCGUUAGUUCAUCGUGCAGGAGUCGAAAUCGGCUAUUUUCCGCCGGCAUACACGAUCAUGUCACAAUUAGACGCUUCGAGUGAGAAGGAAGAGGAGCAAGUUGUCCCAGUCACGAACACCGCAGACAAUCACGAUCAUACAUCACUACAUUUCGAUGAGCCUCCGGGUGACGUAUCGGGUACGUUGGGGUCGGAGGAUGCAGUCAAAGCCCACGAGGUUACAGGUGACGCGCUUGCAGACACGACGCUGGUGUCCCGAGAUUCUCAGGAAGCGGCUGAUGAUCGGGAGAGCGCAAAGAAAGUUGUAUAUGAGGCACCCCAGUGGCUUUCGUCACUGGAAUCUAGCAUUGAUCGCGAGCUCCUUCUUUCGCAAGAUCAGCCAAUUUCUCACACUGUGUCCCGGAACCCCUCUCGAGCCAUCGAGGUCGAGGAUGAUGAUCUCUAUGGCGCUCCCGUUGAUACGCAAAGAACAAACCCUUCACUUGCGGCCUCGCCCCCAGCUGAAUACCCCAGGAGUCCGCUGGAUGUUCUUGAACGAUUUCUUCAGAUUUCUCCGACAGCCGCUGUGGGCUUUUCACCCCCUCUCAGGCUAGAUGGCUGGCAAAAUACACAAAACACGUCUAUACCGCAGGAUGCGGCGGAAGGUGUAGCUGAAGAAAUUCCGCAGGAUGGGACUGCGGUAUCAACCACCUCAAACCAAUCCCCUGGAACUUAUCCUGAAUCACAAUCACCAUUCAGGCACAAUCGGCACCAUCUGGCAAGUCCUAUCGAUUCUACCCGUCCCCAUCCGGGUCAAGCCUCACGCACGCAGUCGCUCGACGGACAUUCAGACGAGCAAGAGAGCUUCAAAGAAUACAUCGACCACCUUGCGCAAUUUUCCGCCAAUUCGCAGGCUUUAGAGCAGCCGGUGCCUGACCCUGAACCCUCUCAUGAUGAGAUGCAGAAUGAGACGCAGGUGGAAGCUGAUGUAUCCGUGACAACCAUCAUGGUUGAUGUGAAUACUCAUGUUGAAACUUUGGAACAUGUCACGGAAGAGUCCAAGCAUGUGACAGAUCACUCAGGGGCAACUAAUGUCGUUAAGGAAGAAUCUCAACAAUUAAUUUCUGCUGUAGGAGACAAGGAGACGGGCUUUGAGUCUGUUCUAUUGUCACAUGUCCACAUACACGACCCUCGUGGACAGCUACCAACACCGGACCAGUCCCAGGUGCAGCGUUCCUCGACUGAGCCGGAAACGCCGACUCCAGUUCAGGAGUCGAUCGAAGUUGGAUUCCCAUCACCCCAACAUACUCAAGAGGAGAUAGACGGGGAUUCGGAAGAACCUGUGCUCGCCAUACGAAAGGAGAAGAGUCAAGUUGUACGGGAAGAUCCACAGCCUAUAGAGGUUGUACGAAGCGAAGCGAGUCUGGCUGCGCAAGAGGAAAGAGCUGGUGCUCAGCAAGAAGACUCUUUGCAAGAACUUCAGAAGGAAUCGCCCAUCCAAGAGCCGCCUCUCGAGCAACGUACCAGGGUAAGUAGUAGCCCUGCGUUCACGACGCCUAUUCCCACAUCGCAUCAAGAUACUGCCACACCUCGUCGAAGCUCUCAACGAUUAUCAGCAAGAAAGUCCAUCAUGGCAGAGAUCUCAUCUAGCCCGUAUGUUAAGCCUGGCAAGUCCACCAAACAAUCUGUAUCAUCACCACCCAGAAAGGAGAACAUCAAUCCCGCUGAAGCCGACGGCGCUCUCCUUCCAUCAACAAAGCUUGGCCAGGUUGAAGCACCUCUUCUAUCAGUUGGACUUCAAGAGGCCAAAAAGGCUACCCAUGAUAUGAAGUCUGUGUCCAGGCCUCUCAGGACAAAUGGUUUGGUCUACAGCGAAGAUUCAGGCAUUACCACCCCAUUUUCUUACUUCACCCCCUUACGCUCGUUGAAUGAACAAUUUGGUCAACUAGUCGAUGUUAUUGCGGUAUGUGCAGACUCUUCGUCAGAACCCGAACAAUCGAAAGCAGGACGGAAGGACUAUCACACUAUCCUGCAACUCUCGGAUCCUUCGCUUCCCUCUGAGACACCCUCGGUCAUAUCUGCUCAAGUCUUUCGACCUGUUCGGACAGCGCUUCCCACGGUCCACUCCGGCGAUGUUGUCAUUUUGAGGAACUUCAAGGUUCAGACUUUUCACAGACAAUUCAGACUUGUGAGUAAUGACACAUCUUCGUGGGCAGUGUUUGGAGCCAGGUACGACUCGGCAAUGGCUUGGCCAGAGGUAGUUGUCUCUGGCCCUCCUCUCGAGUACGGAGACAGUGAGACAAGCCGAGUCAAGCUAUUGUUUGACUGGUGGAAUGAGAGUGGAAAGGAAUUGUUCGGUAUCGAGCCUACGAUAACAGGACAAGCAAAGCAUCAAGAGGUCAAAAACAGCUCUUCCAACCCUCGCAGUCCACUUAGGGCCCGAGAUCUACCCCCACCCAGUCGUAAAGUCCCCCCAUCAACCCGACGUCGAAACGCCAAUCCGAGCGACAUUUUCUCCGAAGGACGCGAGGUUCUCGAAGCUCCAGGGUCCUCGACCGUAGGAACUGAAGCGCGCGAUCACAACAAGAUUGACAAUAGCACAGACAAGAACGAGGUCUCCCCGGAACAAGUGAGCACAACUGACAGCCUUCACCAUGACAGCGAAACCAUCAGUGCCCCUGUAAAGCCAUUGAAUCGUCGAAGGGCCAAUGAGACGGACAAUCUGGGAAACGAGGGAGAUGGGGAUGUGACCAUGGUUGGGGAUGACUGGGAUCAGAGUAUUCCUCUUGCUGACAAAACCAACCGACGCAGAGGAUCGACCAUUUCCACCGCACCUUCAGAGCCCGGAACAUCGUUCACUCCACGGCGAAGUGCAAGACUCAGGAAGUCACCCAGCCUCGUGCAUGAAUUGAGAGACGGAACGAAGUAUGUGGAUGACAACCGAAGGAGGAGCGCCAGUGUUGUGCACGAGUUGAGGGACGGGGCAAAGUAUGUGGAUGAAUAG